ACAACGUUGCAAAGGUCAUCAUUGGUGCUCAGGCACUACAACUUUUUUUUAGCAAUAGUCACUUUAUUGGUUUCAAUUCUUUUUUGCAGGUGCAGUGUAUUUUAAUAUCAUGUAAUUGUAUUUAUGACAGCUUUAGUUCCCGUAACGCUCUCGUCAUGUCUAAAGAGGAGAUUAUCCUGCAGUCAGCCGCACACAGUGACAGCAGCACCGGGAGGAGCAGUAGUGGAGUCGGACUGGUGAUUACCGGAUUGCUGGGUGGUGCGGUAGUCGGGUUGUACGCCGCUACAGCGCCGUUUGUAGCUCCAGCGCUGAGGAAAGUGUGUUUGCCGUUUGUCCCUGCGACUACCGAACAGGUCCAAAACGUCUUUAAGGUGCUGAGAGCCAGAACAGGAAACCUGGUGGACAUUGGCAGUGGAGAUGGGAGGAUAGUGAUAGCAGCAGCAAAGCACGGCUUUCAGGCCUGUGGCUUCGAGCUGAACCCCUGGCUGGUGUGUUACUCCCGCUACAAGGCCUGGAGAGAGGGCGUCCACCACUCCACCUCCUUCUACAUCUCUGACUUGUGGAAGGUCAGUUUUGCACAGUAUUCCAAUGUUGUAAUUUUUGGAGUCCCUCAAAUGAUGGACCAGCUGGAGCUGAAGCUGGCAAGCGAGUUACCGAGCUCAGCCAAGGUUGUGGCCUGCCGAUUCCCCUUCCCCACCUGGGUACCUGAACACACUGCCGGAGAGGGCAUAGACACCGUGUGGGUGUACGAUGCCAAGACAUUUAAAUCAGACCAGCAACACGGAACUACAGAGAAGACAACAUCGGAACAUGAGCACAUGCCAGAUUCACACACAUAA
This is a messenger RNA of Scomber japonicus (chub mackerel), 839 nucleotides long. It is a transcript of the gene atpsckmt, whose product is annotated as fATP synthase c subunit lysine N-methyltransferase. Gene Ontology annotation, cellular component: mitochondrion. The coding region runs from base 156 to 839 and encodes 227 amino acids. The record is from RefSeq and is a predicted model, not a curated record. NCBI's taxonomy places the organism in Eukaryota, Metazoa, Chordata, Actinopteri, Scombriformes, Scombridae. Gene Ontology annotation, molecular function: protein-lysine N-methyltransferase activity. The transcript has 4 exons. Gene Ontology annotation, biological process: peptidyl-lysine trimethylation; positive regulation of proton-transporting ATP synthase activity, rotational mechanism; regulation of mitochondrial ATP synthesis coupled proton transport.